Molecule: messenger RNA, 1712 nt
Organism: Gaeumannomyces tritici R3-111a-1
Lineage: Eukaryota; Fungi; Ascomycota; Sordariomycetes; Magnaporthales; Magnaporthaceae
Exons: 3
Coding region: 389-1642 (417 amino acids)
Biological process (GO): base-excision repair; UV-damage excision repair; nucleotide-excision repair, DNA damage recognition
Cellular component (GO): nucleotide-excision repair factor 1 complex
Molecular function (GO): damaged DNA binding
Source: RefSeq, a predicted model, not a curated record
GGGCCUACCAGAAUGUCAUGCCGACUAAAGCGAUUGGUCGGCAGGAAGCGCAAUCCGGUGCCGUGAUUGUGAACAGAACAAACGAUUUGUCCAGCUGGAACCGCCGGGGCACAUGUUGGACCAUGGACCAGGUUUACAAUAGUCGAGGCGCGGGCCUUUCGGAACGCGCCACUAUGCAACGGCUAGGUGGUGGCGUCACCACUGAUUUCGCAGCGAUUUCGUAACUCCGAUCCUUGAGCCGCAUCGAUCCCCUGCAACAUUCAACUUCCUCCCUUUGCGGCAGCCCCUGGGCGAAUUCAAUUGUUUCCAACCGAAAGCCAACCACAGCCUUCGACUUUAGAAUUCGACGCCCCACGGCAUUCUUUACAGCCAGCGACUCGCACCCUCCAUGAUGGAGGCCCCAGGAACCCCUCCCCGACAGCACGCAUCGUCAGGACGACGGCCGCCAUCCCCACCAACGCCCGAGGUUACCCGCCGAAUAGAGGAGAACCGCCUCAAGGCAAAAGCUAUCCGCGACCAGCAUGAAGCCGCCGCCCGCGCCGCCGGCAGGUCGACGCUGCCGCCCAAGACGGCCUCCGGGUUCGUGGCCACGGACGAUAUCCACAUAGUCGGCGGCGACAACAGCCGGGCGACCAGGAGCAGCAGGAAGCGGCCUCACAGCGAGACGGAAUCAUCGGCCGGACCGCCGACGACCCGCGCCUCGACCGCCAUCAGCCGCGCGACCGUCCCGACUAGCAUCCGCGAUGCGCGCGCGGCGCCAACCAAGGCGGGCGAGGAGGCGCCCCUCAAGGCAGCGCGCAAGUUUACAAACUACGUCGACUACAACCUGAGCGCCAUGACCGACACAAAGGGCGGCUUCAUGACGGCCGACGACGACCCGCACAACUACGCGCUCAACUCGGGCGCCAAGGGCAAGGGGGCGGCCGAGGAGCAGCGGCCGGCGCACAUGACGCAGGAGGAGUGGGAGCGCAAGCAGCUGCUCAACAAGCUACGGCGGCAGAAGGCCGGGCCGUUCGAGCCGGGCAUGAGCGCGCUCGUGUCGGACGCGGAGCGGAAAAAGUGUCGCGAGUGCGCGAGCCUCGAGGUCGACUUUGUGUGGGACGAGGUCUUUGGCGUCUGCGUGUGUGGCACGUGCAAGGAGAAGUUUCCGGAAAAGUACAGCCUCCUGACUAAGACGGAGUGCCGGCAGGACUAUCUUCUCACUGAGCCCGAACUCCGCGACGAGGAGCUCCUGCCGCACCUCAACAAACCAAACCCGCACAAGUCGCACUGGCACGACAUGAUGCUGUUCCUGCGCUGCCAGGUCGAGGAGUACGCGCUCGGCCCGAAGCGGUGGGGGUCGACCGAGGCGCUCGACGCCGAGUUCGAGCGGCGCGAGGCCGACAAGCGGGUGCGCAAGGAGGAAAAGUUCAAGAGCAAGCUGGCCGAGCUCAAGAAGCGCACGCACGCCGACGCGUUCCGGCGCGCCACAAAGGCCGGGCUGGCCGAGGCGGGCGGGGUCAGGGCCACCAAGUUCGGCGACAGGAUCGGGGCCCGGGGCCCGCACGUGCACGACUGGGGGCGGGCCGUCGAGAACGAGGCGGGCCUGUCGGUCAAGACGUGCCAGUCGUGCGGGAUGGAGGUCGAGGAGCUGGAGUUUUAGUCUUGGCCUUGCUGUCGUGUCUGUCCUCUAGCGUGCUAGCGUAUGCGUGAUAUCACUGCGUUUGUCUUUU